Messenger RNA from Mangifera indica (mango), 1911 nucleotides. RefSeq names its product glucan endo-1,3-beta-glucosidase. NCBI's taxonomy places the organism in Eukaryota, Viridiplantae, Streptophyta, Magnoliopsida, Sapindales, Anacardiaceae. Gene Ontology annotation, molecular function: hydrolase activity, hydrolyzing O-glycosyl compounds. Gene Ontology annotation, cellular component: plasma membrane. The record is from RefSeq and is a predicted model, not a curated record. Gene Ontology annotation, biological process: carbohydrate metabolic process. The coding region runs from base 267 to 1673 and encodes 468 amino acids. The transcript is spliced from 4 exons.
AUAUAAAAAAUUAAGUUUUUAAUAUACGGGUGUCAUAAAUUGAGCAAAUGCAAAUGGAGAAAAAAAAAAAGAAAAGGAAAAGCUAAAAUUCGGAAGAUGAUUCCAACUUCUAAAGCAGACACAUUGACUGCUAAAGUCUAAAGCUCUCGCACAACCCUACCAAAUUCAAAUUCCCCCAUUCUCCAAGCAAAGAAUCUCAAUGCCCACUUAUUCAAUUUCCGUCCUGCAUCUCUAUCUACUCCCAUGCACCACCACACUUCCAAAUCAUGGCAAAACUCUCGCCACCUUUCUUCUCUUCCACACCUCUCACACUUUGGCUGCUUCUACUUGCAUUCAUACUCACCCAAGGAGUUGAAGGAUCUAUCGGAGUCAACUAUGGCACGGUGGCAAACAACCUCCCUCCACCAUCACAAGUUGCAAAUUUCUUAUUAGAAUACACCGUCAUCAACCGUGUUCGCCUCUUCGAUGCCAAUGGUGAAAUCUUGAAAGCCUUUGCUCAUACAGGAAUUGAAGUCUCAGUCACUGUCCCCAACGGCCAAAUCCCGCAGCUCACUAAGCUGACCGCCGCUCAACAAUGGCUCAAAACUUACAUCCAGCCCCACAUGCCCGCCACUAACAUCGUCCGCAUUUUAGUCGGCAACGAAGUCCUCUCAACCGCAAACAAAUUGGUCAUUGCCAGCCUUGUUCCGGCAAUGCAAACGCUCCACACAGCCCUCGUCGCCGCCUCUCUUGACCUUCAAAUCCAGGUUUCGACGCCGCAUUCUUUAGGCAUUCUUUCGUCUUCAAGCCCUCCUUCUUCCGGCAAGUUUCGACAGGGAUACGAUAUUCAUGUGCUUAAACCAUUGCUCAGCUUCCUUAGAGCCACCAAUUCCCCUUUUAUGGUGAACCCAUAUCCAUUUUUCGGCUGCUCGGCGGACACCAUUGAUUAUGCUUUGUUUAGGCCUAAUUCAGGAGUGUUUGAUGAAAAUACAAAGCUUCUUUACACAAACAUGUUAGACGGGCAGCUUGAUGCGGUCUUUUCAGCUAUGAAACUCCUUGAUUUUUCCGAUAUUGAAAUUGUCAUUGCCGAAACCGGGUGGCCGUCGAGAGGAGAUGCUUCACAAAUCGGCGUUGAUCCAGAAAGUGCAGCUGAAUAUAAUAGAAAUCUAAUUCGCCAUGUAACAUCAGGAGAGGGGACGCCACUGAUGCCAAAUCGGACGUUUGAAACUUACAUAUUCGCUCUUUUCAAUGAAAAUCUCAAGGUCGGACCAACAUGUGAAAGGAAUUUCGGAUUGUUCGAGCCCGAUGUGAAGCCGGUCUACGAUGUCGGAAUCCUCCGGUCCACGGCUAGAUCUUACAAUCCCACCAAUCCAACACCAGGGCCGAUGGUUGCUCCUGUGACUCCGGUGCCUUCAGGGCCAAAGGAUAAGGGCAAAAGGUGGUGUCUGCCGAAAACAGGAGCCGAAAUUGAUGCUCUGCAGAGCAAUAUUGAUUAUGUGUGUGGGUUGGGUUUGGACUGUGGAGCAAUUCAAGAGGGUGGUUCAUGUUUCCUUCCAAAUUCAGUUCAAGCUCAUGCUGCAUACGCCAUGAACAUGUACUACCAAGCUAUGGGAAGGAAUGAUUUUGAUUGCGAUUUCAAACAAACUGGAGCAAUCUCAGACGUUGAUCCAAGCUAUGGAAGCUGCAAAUAUUAAUUUUGAUAUGGAGUGCAUGAAUUGCAAAUUUGCAAUGAAGACCAAGGCAUAAUUUCUAUGUUAGUUAAUUUGUAAUUUUGCUUUUGUUUUAGAAUAAGGAGUACCAGGAAUAUCAAAUUUAAACUAGCUACAGCUUAGCUUAAAGAUUGUAUUGAUCAAUGUUUUCCAGAGUCACAGCAACGUUACAGUUUGCUUUUUGUUCCCGGCAUUUAAAUAUUUAUUUUAAUUUUUAGUACCA